AUGGCGCAAAUAGUGACUGCUCAGCCAGGAACAACUGUGGUUGUCCAGCAAACACAAGUCCUGAGGGAUUGGAAUUCUGGCCUGUUCUCCUGCUUUGAUGAUAUAGGCAGCUGUAAGCUUUUAUACUUGUGGAUCCAACAGGGCACCCAACGACGGUUCUUCUAAAUGCAGUGAAAACACUUUUUAGCCUAUGCAGAGAACUUUUGCAUCUCUAGAAGUGCAUUCUAAGCGGCGCUAUAAAAUUUGUACCUGUUCGGUCAUCCUAGGGCAACUGAGUCUUUUCGAAAUUACAAGGGCUUCGCUAUUAUUUUCCCGAAAUUGAAAUUUUAGAUGGAAUUUAAAGUUUUACGAAAGUAGGCAUUUUUCUUAUUCCACUCUCCAUCACAUUUUUGAAUCCCAAAAUUUUGGGUUUCCCUCUUCUACGAGAAAUAGCUCGUUAAUCUUGGGAGUGAAAUGCGAAAAAUUAUAUACUUCAGAAAAUCGGGAAUUUAUUAGAUAGCGUUUCUAAAAUUGUGCAUGAAUGGAACGGUCAUCUAGAAACUUGUAGCCUUCCUGAAGCUAUAGAAAAUUCUAGCAAAUUUUUGCUUCUUCGAACAGAUAUUUUGCAAAAACAGUCGUUGGGUGCCCCUGAUUUAAUACUGGAGCGCGCAGUUAACGAUUGACAUUUUUUACUAUGGAGGCAAAUGUUAACCUAUCAGAUCUUGAGGCAAAUAAAUGUAGCUCUGUGAAGCGCGGAAAAGGCCUGCGAACAAAUCACCAUCGGUCUUACCCGUUAUACCGUUUCUUGUUAUUAUAGUUCUGACAGUUUAGAUGCCGACGCAUGAUUUUAUUCUCUGACAACAAAGUGCAGCAAUGUAAAUCAAAAGCACUCUAAGCACUAGUUGCCCGAUAUAAAAAGGAUGGGAGUCUUUCAAACUCGGCAGUGAAUGAAAAAGAUGUACGUAACCGUCAUGUCAUAAGCGCUAGGGGAAGACAAAAAACAAAAUUUGAGUUCCUGACCGGAUUCCGACCUUUGGUGUCCCUGCCGAUACCAGGCACGCGGGCGGGCGGGCGGGCGGGCGAUCGGACGAGCUCGCGGUCGGGCGGACGCAUCCACUGAUCGAUGGAGAGGUCUCCUCAUGCAGAGCGAUUUACAAAACGCGUUGCCUGCAUACUGUUAGGAUCAGAUAUGUCAAGAGCAUGCUGGUUGGUGAUAAGUAAAUAAAUAAAGAUUAAAGGGAAUAUUAUUUAUCAUAAUCAGCACUUACUCUUUCUGCGGUUUAAGACGCUUAAGCACCUGCAAUUGUGGUUUAAACCUCGUUCAAGUUUAUCGUUGUUUUUUUGCUUUGUCCUUAGGUCUCAUGGGUUUGUGUUGUCCUUGCUUCCUGUUGUGCAGCAUUUCCAGCCGCAUGCAGGAAGGAUUUGCUUAUGCCUGCUGCUGCGGUAAUGUCGCACCAUUCACUCUGCGUGCCAAGCUGAGAACAGAACAGCAUAUUCAGGUAGGUCUUUUCAGUGUUUACUUUGAUAAAGAACUUGGUGAUUGUGUGCUUUGUUUGUUUGAUUGUUUGUUUUUGGGAAAUCUUGCAAGCGAGUAAGCGCGAAGACCCCCCCCCCCCCCCCCCCAGUAUCCUUGCGCUAGCAUUCAACUGCCAACCCACUAAUACACAAACCCACCCACCCACCUGAUACGUCGUAAAAGGAUAACUCAACUGUAUGGCCGUGUUGUAAUACCUUAGUUUUUAUGCGAGACCGGCACUCGAGGGCUCAUAUCUUUUCGACCUACAAUCACGGACAAAAGUAUUUCGGAAGGUUAGGGAAAGUUCAUUUAAUAUGACAAGGGGGGGGGAUGAAGAUAUUGAGGGGGGGCUCCGAAAAUUUUUAGACACCCGAAGGGGGGGCUCUGAAAAAAUUGUUGCGCUAGGAGGGGGGGCUCCGAAAAUUUGUAUACUUCAAAACCAACACAUGACAUCAUCAUACAGAUCGGAUGGUUUUCAACUCAAUAAUUUAAUGACCUGUGCAACUCAGCUAUAUCACGGGGUUUACAGAUAUAACAAAUGUAGUCUCAGUAAUUAUUACACUCUUGUUCAUCCUAAAAAUGCUUUAGAAAAUUGUAUCACAACUGUAUCUCAAGUUUGUGAUAGUAUAAACCAUUGAAGACAAUAACGGUAAAUAUAUGUAAUACAGUCUAGCGAUCUUUUUUCAGGGGGGCAAAGGAAUUGAAGGAGGGGGGGGGGGCUCUGAAAUUUUUUCGACUACCAAGGAGGGGGCUCCUAAAAAAUUGAACCGCUAGCGAGGGGGGCUGCUAAAAUUUCAAGCUUCGAGUUUCAAUAUCUUCAUCCCCCCCCCCUUGUCAUAUUAAAUGAACUUUCCCUUAGUCCUCAAAAAAGAGACUUCUCUCUUUUGCUAAAUAUCUCUCUUGCCUCCCUAUUCAUUGUUGGGAUAUAACAGAGCAAUCACGCGCACAAACAUAGACGUUUUGCUCAGUAUUGGGCCAGGGGCGGGGGGAAGAGAAAGGUAAGAAGUAGCAGCCUUCCCAACACUUUCGACGAUAAUAAUUGUAGCUUAACUGCUGCUUUUUUUUUUUCAGGGUUCUCUGUGCAAUGAUGCCCUUACCUUGAUGUUUUGUGCUGAAUGCGCACUCUGCCAGAUGGACCGUGAACUUAAGGCAGUUGGAAAGUGA
Porites lobata is the source of this 2659-nucleotide messenger RNA. Lineage: Eukaryota; Metazoa; Cnidaria; Anthozoa; Scleractinia; Poritidae. The record is from the annotation of a GenBank genome assembly.